This is a messenger RNA of Aplosporella prunicola CBS 121167, 1851 nucleotides long. RefSeq lists its product as uncharacterized. The coding region runs from base 1 to 1851 and encodes 616 amino acids. The record is from RefSeq and is a predicted model, not a curated record. Gene Ontology annotation, molecular function: transmembrane transporter activity. The transcript has 3 exons. Gene Ontology annotation, cellular component: membrane. Gene Ontology annotation, biological process: transmembrane transport. Lineage: Eukaryota; Fungi; Ascomycota; Dothideomycetes; Botryosphaeriales; Aplosporellaceae.
AUGACCCGCCGCACCUCGGCGCUAGACUCAGCGCCCAGCCUAGCCAUGGGGGCGCCGGCCGGCUUCCCCGCCUUCACCACAGCACGGCGGCGCAGCACGGCGUCGCAGCAGUCGCGGGGGACGGUGCGGGACGAGGUCGAAGAAGUGGUUGCGCUGGCGCGGUCGGCGUCGCAGAUCAGUGGCCAUCACUCGCACCAUGAAGCCGCGGACGACGUUCACGCGCUGCCGAUGAUUCAGCGGCCCAAGGCGGCCAAGCCCGGCCCGUACAACACGAUUCGCGAGGUGCCGUCGGAGCUGAACACGCCGCUGUCGACGCGGCCGGCGUCGCCUGCUUCGGGGGCGGGGUCGGGGUCGCCGUCGGCCAACAAGUCGCAGUUCCGCGGGGCGGGCGGCGAGUUCGACGGGAUCGAGGAGCACGUCGCGCAGGGCUACCCGGACGUGGGGCGCAUCGCGUCGUGGCGGGGGGCUGCGAUCCUUUUGGUGACAUGCGGCGCGCAGCUGAUGGACAACGUGUUCAUGACGGGGACGAACAUUGCGCUGCCAGCGAUCCAGCGGACGUUUGGGGUCGACAGCGGAGACCUGCAGUGGCUGAUCUCGGCGUACACGCUGACGUUUGGGGGCUUCCUGCUGCUGGCGGGGGUGCUGUCGGACCGGUACGGGCGCAAGCACGUCUUCUGCGCGGGGAUGGGCAUGCUGAGCGUGUGGACGCUGGCCGACGGGUUCGCGACGUCGUUCAUCCAGAUGGCCAUUUUCCGGGCGUUGCAAGGCGUCGGGGCGGCCAUGACGGUGCCCUCGGCCGUCGGCAUCAUUAGCAACUACUUCGUCGCGCAGGACCGGACGCUGGCGCUGACGAUUUUCGGGGCCGCGGGCGCCGUGGGCUUCUGCCUUGGCCUGAUCUUCGGGGGGUUCCUGACGUCGUCGCUCGGCUGGCGCUACAUCUUCUACGUCGCCAUGGCCGUGACCAGCGCGCUGGGCCUGAUUGGCUUGGUCUUCCUGCCAAAGGACCGCAAGGAGGGGACCACGCGGCCGAAGCUCGACUUCAUCGGCGCCGGGCUGUCGACGGGCGGGCUCAUUCUUCUGAGCUUCGUCCUGUCGAGCGGUGGUGUGUAUGGAUGGGGCAAGGCCUUCAUCAUCGUGCUGCUGAUCCUGUCCAUCGCCAUGCUGGGCGUCUUCACGUGGGUCGAGAAGAAGGUGGCCAAUCCCAUCAUGCCGCUGUCGCUGUGGAAGAUCCAGAACUUUGCCGCGCUGUGGAUAUCCGGGUUCGUCAUGUACGGCGGCUACCAGACGGUCAUCUACUACACGACGCUGAUUGCGCAGGAGAUUGACAAGCUCAGCGCCGGACAGACAGCGCUGCGCUUCCUCCCCAUGGGCGCCACGGGCUUCAUCUUCUCGCUCGGCAUGUCGCGCAUGCUGGACUGGUUCAAGACGAAGCACCUGCUGAUCGUGGGCAUGACGCUGUGCGCGAUUGCGCCGAUCCCAUCCGCGCUGAUCAAAGAAGGCGACACCAGCUUCUGGAAGCACGUGUUCCCCGCGACGAUACUCAGCGUGGCGGGCACGACCAUCGUGUACUGCACGCUGACGGUGGUGCUGCUGGCCAGCGUGCCCGUCAACGUCAAGAGCCUGUGUGGCGGCAUGAUCAACACGGCCUUCCAGAUCGGCAGCGGUGUCGGGCUGGCGCUGGCGAGCGCCGUCGUCCAGGCCGUCGACACCAACAAGGGCAAGGGCCCUAUUGACCAGUAUGGCACCGGGCUGUGGUGCUGCGUGGGCUUUGCCGUCGUUGGCUUGGUGGCUAGCACGUUUGGCGUCAAGAACGUCGAGCAUGAUUCCGAGGAGCCGGUGAUGGCUCAUUAG